UUUCAUUCAAAUUGAAAUUCUAUUUGAAGGUAGUCUCCACUGCUUCAAACAGCACACUUCACUCCCUUCUUCCCCAUCGGUGGGAUAUUUAUCCAUCUAUUACUCAAAUCUCCCGUGAUGGAGGCGGUGGUGGUAGAUGCUGGUUCUAAACUUCUCAAAGCCGGCUUUGCCAUCCCUGACCAAGCUCCUUCCAUGAUAAUUCCAACUCAAAUGAAACGCGUUCCUGAGGAUGAUAGCGCUGCAGAUGCAGCGGGUGAGGAGGCGAUGGCGACGGUGGAGGAAGACGCAGUGGACCCAGUUGUCCGUGGCUUUGUGAAGGAUUGGGAUGCAAUGGAAGACCUAUUGCACCAUGUGCUUUACACCGGCCUUGGCUGGGAAAUGGGCAAUGAGGGCCAAAUCUUGUUCACUGAUCCACUUUGCACUCCCAAGGCUAUCAGGGAACAGUUAGUACAGCUUAUGUUUGAGACAUUUAACAUCUCAGGGUUUUAUGCCUCUGAGCAAGCAGUGCUGUCACUCUAUGCUGUUGGGCGCAUAUCAGGAUGCACAGUUGACAUUGGUCAUGGAAAAAUAGAUAUUGCACCAGUAAUUGAGGGUGCUGUUCAGCACAUAGCUUCCAGAAGGUUGGAACUUGGCGGUGUAGAUCUGACAAAGCUGCUGGCAGAAAAGCUCAGUAAAUCAAAUCCAAUGGUGAAACUCAAGAUGUCGGAUGUUGAGAAGAUAAAAGAGCAAUAUGCAUGCUGUGCUGAGGAUGAUAUUGCUUAUGAGAAGAUGCAACAAUCUUGCCUAGAAGAGGAACACACACUUCCUGAUGGCCAGGUUAUCAAAAUUGGAAAAGAAAGAUAUACUAUAGGGGAGGCCUUCUUCCAGCCCUCUAUUCUGGGUUUAGAAACACAUGGAAUUGUGGAGCAACUUGUUCAUAGUAUUUCAACUGUAUCAUCUGAAAAUCACCGCCAACUGCUAGAAAACACUGUGCUUUGUGGUGGCACUACUUCAAUGACUGGGUUUGAAGAUCGAUUCCAGAAAGAAGCUAGCCUCUGCUCAUCUGCUAUCAGCCCUGCUCUAGUAAAGCCUCCGGAGUACAUGCCAGAGAACUUGGUUAUGUAUUCGGCAUGGGUUGGUGGCGCCAUACUUGCAAAAGUUGUGUUCCCUCAAAACCAACACAUAACCAAGGCAGACUAUGAUGAAACCGGACCUUCCAUUGUUCACAAAAAAUGUUUCUAGGGAAUAUCACAUUAGCAUCUACUUGCUUGUUCGAUCACUUCAUUCGUAUAUUAUGAUCUAACAUGUAUUAUAUAGUUGGUGGUUGUAUUGUCAUGUUGCUAGAACAGAUAAUUUUGUUCAGCGUAUGUAGUAUUUUGUUUUCUUGUUAUGUUCCAAGGUUAUGUUGCAGCAAUACUAAUAUCUAAAUGUUACUAGUUGGUAUGGAAGCUAACUAACAGCCGGUUAUUGUUGUGUGUAUUAUUUUAUACUGAAACUUUUUCCUUCA
Ipomoea triloba (trilobed morning glory) is the source of this 1486-nucleotide messenger RNA. RefSeq names its product actin-related protein 7. The record is from RefSeq and is a predicted model, not a curated record. Gene Ontology annotation, cellular component: nucleus. Bases 118 to 1221 code for a protein of 367 amino acids. Gene Ontology annotation, biological process: anatomical structure morphogenesis. The transcript has 7 exons. NCBI's taxonomy places the organism in Eukaryota, Viridiplantae, Streptophyta, Magnoliopsida, Solanales, Convolvulaceae.